Messenger RNA from Kogia breviceps (pygmy sperm whale), 1734 nucleotides. It is a transcript of the gene IGF2, whose product is annotated as insulin like growth factor 2. Gene Ontology annotation, biological process: positive regulation of glycogen (starch) synthase activity; regulation of muscle cell differentiation; positive regulation of transcription by RNA polymerase II. NCBI's taxonomy places the organism in Eukaryota, Metazoa, Chordata, Mammalia, Artiodactyla, Physeteridae. The record is from RefSeq and is a predicted model, not a curated record. Gene Ontology annotation, molecular function: protein serine/threonine kinase activator activity; growth factor activity; hormone activity. Gene Ontology annotation, cellular component: extracellular region.
CGCCGCCCCCCCGAGGCCCGGGCUCGCGACGGCCGAGGGCUCCGUCGGCCCAAACCGAGCUGGGCGCCCGCGGCCCGGGUGACGCCUCCGCUCCGCCCCCCUCAGCACCUUCCCCGGCCCCCGACGUUGCGCCCUUUCCUCGCUUCUCUGCGCUCCCCGUCCCCUCUCCGGCCUCUGGUCCCGGCCCCCUCUCUUCUUCCGCAGCCUUCCCUUUGCUCCCUCCCGCCCCCCCCAGCUCCUUGCCUCCAACUCCCUCCCCUUCCACGCCCGCCCUCUCGCCUUCGCCGUCCCAAAGUGGAUUAAUUAUACGCUUUCUGUUUCUCUCUCCGCUGUUCUCUCCCGCUGUGCGCCUGCCCGUCUCUCACUGUCCUCUCUCUCUCUCGCCCUCUCUUCGGCCCCCCCUUUUCACGUUCACUCUGUCUCUCUCACUAUCUCUGCCCCUCUCUAUCCUUGAUACAACAGCUGACCUCAUUUCCCGAUACCCUUUCCCCCCCUAAAAGUACAACAUCUGGCCCGCCCCAGCCCGCAGACAGCCCGUCCUCCCCAAACAAUCAGACGAAUUUCCCACCCCCCCAAAAAAGCCAUCCCCCCGUUCUGCCCCGUCGCACAUUCGGCCCCCGCGACUCGGCCAGAGCGGCGCUGGCAGAGGAGUGCCCGGCAGGAGGGCCAACGCCCGCUGUUCGGUUUGCAAUACGCAGCAGGGAGGUGGGCGGCCCCUGCGCCGGCUUCCAGACACCAAUGGGGAUCCGAGUGGGAAAGUCGAUGCUGGUGCUGUUCGCCUUCUUGGCCUUCGCCUCGUGCUGCUAUGCUGCUUACCGCCCCAGUGAGACUCUGUGCGGCGGGGAGCUGGUGGACACCCUCCAGUUUGUCUGCGGGGACCGCGGCUUCUACUUCAGCAGGCCGGCGAGCCGCGUGAACCGCCGCAGCCGUGGCAUCGUGGAAGAGUGCUGCUUCCGCAGCUGCGACCUGGCCCUGCUGGAGACCUACUGCGCCACCCCCGCCAAGUCCGAGAGGGAUGUGUCGACCCCUCCGACCGUGCUUCCGGACAACUUCCCCAGAUACCCCGUGGGCAAAUUCUUCCAAUAUGACACCUGGAAGCAGUCCGCCCAACGCCUGCGCAGGGGCCUGCCUGCCCUCCUGCGGGCCCGCCGGGGUCGCACGCUCGCCAAGGAGCUGGAGGUGUUCAGAGAGGCCAAGCGUCACCGUCCCCUGAUCGCCCUGCCCACCCAGGACCCCGCCGCCCACGGGGGCGCCUCUCUUGAGGCGUCCGGCCAUCGGAAGUGAGCCAAAUUGUCGUAAUUCUGCAAAGUGGCACCAUCUACUCGUGACCUCCUCUUGACCGGGACCUUUCCAUCAGGUCCCACCUCUGAAACCUCUGUACCGUCCUGUCUGCGGGCUCCCCCGACCUGGCCUCCGUGCCCCAACCUCCCCACGUCAGGCUGGUCUCUCCUCGGCCCCCUCCAUCGGGCUAAGGGAAUCACAACAAAAUCUUUAAAAAUGUACAAAACCAAUUGGCUUUAGCUCUCUCUCCCAAAUUAUCACCCCCAAAUUACACAACCAAAAUUGCAUCACAAACGUGUCGGCCCCCUUGAAACGAAUUGGCUUCUUAGCAACACCAGAAAAGCUAACUAGCUUUCCAGAAAACCCUAAAAAAAAAAAAUCAAUUAGCUGAAAAAAAAUACUAAAAAUAAAUUGGCUUCAAAACAAUUGGCAAAAUAAAAGAAUUUGGCCCCC